Heterotrigona itama is the source of this 736-nucleotide messenger RNA. The record is from the annotation of a GenBank genome assembly. Lineage: Eukaryota; Metazoa; Arthropoda; Insecta; Hymenoptera; Apidae.
UCACUUGUAAUUCCAGAAAAAUUCCAACACAUUCUUCGUGUGAUGGGCACGAACAUUGAUGGUAAUAGAAAGGUUAUGUUUGCCAUGACAGCAAUCAAAGGUGUUGGUCGCCGUUAUGCCAAUAUUGUUUUGAAAAAAGCUGAUAUUGAUUUGGAUAAACGCGCUGGAGAAUGUUCUGAGGAAGAAGUUGAAAAAAUUGUUACUAUAAUGGCUAAUCCCAGGCAAUACAAAAUCCCAGAUUGGUUCUUGAAUAGACAGAAAGAUAUUGUUGAUGGCAAAUAUUCACAGCUUACCAGUUCGUAUUUGGAUUCAAAACUUCGUGAGGAUUUGGAACGAAUGAAAAAGAUUCGUGCUCACCGAGGUUUGCGUCACUAUUGGGGUCUGCGUGUACGUGGUCAACAUACAAAGACUACGGGUCGCCGUGGACGUACAGUAGGUGUAUCGAAAAAGAAGUAAUUUUAUGUUUUUUAUGUUAAUUAUCAAUAAAUUAAUAAAACAGCAUUAAGAGUUUCAUUUAAAGAAUGACACUUGUUUUGAACAAUAUAUUUAUUAUACACAAUAUCAACAUAUAUACAUAUAUAAUGAUUUUAAUAUUUGUAGAAUACAAUUUUUCUUUUGAACAGAUUUACAAUUACAUAACAUUUUCGAAAUAUUUUGUUUUCAUAUUUUGAAAAUUGACUGCUUGUUUUGAUAUACUUUUUUGUACAAUAUUUCGUAUUAUUUAUACAGAGUUUAG